Molecule: messenger RNA, 1048 nt
Organism: Actinia tenebrosa (Australian red waratah sea anemone)
Lineage: Eukaryota; Metazoa; Cnidaria; Anthozoa; Actiniaria; Actiniidae
Source: RefSeq, a predicted model, not a curated record
UAUAUAUCGUAACCCUUUGGAGUGUACCACUGUGGCUCGUACACUGUUAAAAAAUGGAGGUGCUCAAGUGGAUGCGAAAGAUCGUUAUGGCAGAACGCCACUGUUCUAAGCUAUGACACAAUCGCUUUCCCUUGCGAGGUAUUUUCUUGACAAAGGAGCCACUUUACAUCUCAAUGAGAAUUGCAGUGUUUUGACAUUUUUUAUUGAGAAUUGUAUCUUCAAUUUAUCACAAAAAACAUCAAACCUGCAAGAUGGACUCAAUCUCCUGUCUGACUGCAAAGAGGUGGAAAGAAACACAAUUUUGGGAGCUAUAGCGAGUGUUGCAUUCUGUAAAACGCUUUACUUCAGGCCUGGUUCUUGUGAUAUUGACGUGGGUUAUCUUUCUCAGCUAAUGAGGAUAGCAAAUGAAAAUGCUUCAAACUUUAAGUUUUUUCAAGUCAAGUUUCCUGUGGGGAAAAUCAAAACCAUAAGUGAGAUCUCCACCAUGAUCCAUGAAGACAGCAACGAUAAACAACGGAUUGAGUCCGGAGCAGCAGUUGAAGUGUUUCGACGUCUUAUCAAAUUGGGUGCCAACCCAAACACCACAGAUUCAGAUGGCAACACUGCUCUUCACUAUGCAACUCAACUAGCAUUUCAUUGUGUAACACGAGAAACUGUCAUGGAAAUAUGUGAACAGCUAGAAAAGUUUAAUGUAUCGUUCCACAUAACGAAUCACCAAAACGAAACGCCACUUUUAUAUUGUCUAGCCAGGACAAUCGAGAAGGUAUCCAUAGAGGAAGAACCUUGGUCAGCUGUCAAGACACAAGCAGCUGUCUGUCGAUUCCUGGUAGAACAUGGAUCCAGUGUUGAAGCAAAAACUGGCAGUGGAGAGACUGUGUUACACUUGAUCAUAAGACUUCUUCAACAUGGCUUUUUGAAACGUAAUAGUCAAUCGAGAAAGGACGUUUCUGAUGUUGCCCUAGAGCUACUGGAAGUAUUUGUUGAUGCAUUCAAGAGAGGAGGAGUUUCUAUGAAUACCUAAGAUGAACAUGGAAACACAUCACUUCAU